Rhizophagus irregularis DAOM 181602=DAOM 197198 is the source of this 1663-nucleotide messenger RNA. The record is from RefSeq and is a predicted model, not a curated record. NCBI's taxonomy places the organism in Eukaryota, Fungi, Glomeromycota, Glomeromycetes, Glomerales, Glomeraceae.
AUGAAAUUAAAUCAAAUUCCUAUUGAAUUUCAAGAAGAGGAGUUGAAUGAGCUAAAAUAUAAAGAAAUUGGCUGGGAAAUGGGACAAAAACUAUGGCAAUCAUAUAAAUGUCUUAAAAAAAAUAUAAAUAACUUACAAACUUCAGAAAGUCUUAAUGAUUAUAUUAGUGUAUUUCCCAGACAUGAACGAAGAUUGGAAAAAAUACGGAUGAAAAGUGCUGACCCUUCUAAAUGCCUAUUGACCAAAAAAAAUGUCUUUAAUUUAGCUGUGAUUGAUAAUAUCGAUUUUAAAGAAAAAAGCUUUCAAUUUGGAAAUAUCUAUGAUGUAACUCGAGUUAUUGUUGAAAAACCAGAACCAAUACGUAAUCUAAAUAUUGAUACACAAAUCUUUGGAAUAUCACAAGAAAUGCGCGAUAUUAUUUUCAAAAUAAAUAAAAUUUUUAUAAGUUUGCUGGCAUUCUGGUACAAUGAAAGACAAGAACUAGAAUACAAUAAGAUUGAUCUUACAGCAAUAAAUUCAGAAAUAUUAAGGCAAACAGAAUUCAGCUGUAAUCUUCCACCUCUAAACGUAGUCAUACUGGAACCAAGUGGAUCCCCAAAUGAUGAUAACGAAAUCUUACAUGCUACAGAAAUGUAUAGAAGAGAUUUUUCUUUGGAGGAGAAUGAUUUUCUAGAUAUUUGUGCAGAUGAGGCGAUAUUUAGACGAUUAAUUAAAUGCCGCAAUAAAUCAGAAAAUAUACGGCCUAUUCUUGGUCAGUGGCACACCUCAAAGGAUAUGAUGAGCGCCUUGGUUACAUUAUUUUCAAGUUACGGAAUAUAUGAUUUGGCUACGGCUUUAGGUGUAAAAUUUUUGGAUAAAUUUGCAGCUGUUAUUGACUAUCGAUCUACAAGAAGGGUUUUAGAACUAAUCUGGGUUGCAGUUGGAGCAGCCAUUAAUAUAUACUUACAAAAAAGUAAGAUUAAAAUCGAAGAAAUAUUAUUUUGUCCUGCAAAUGAGAAAAUAUGCUUAAGAAUAUGGUACUUAUAUUAUGAAUGGUUUGCAAUAUGGAAAACUCAUCUUACUGGAAUACGCUGUGAAAAUUAUGAAUUACAAAAAUUUGGAUUAGCAGCUUUUGCUCCACUUUUUCCUGCCGCGGGAAAAAGCAAUUAUGCUACUUCUGUUACACAUUUUCUUGCAAAUUUAGAAAAAUAUCCACUGUUAGAAAAAAAACUUUGUCUUUGUGCUUCUAUAAAUUUAGCAAGAGAAGGACAUUAUCCUGCUUUUGAUGAAGCGUUAGAAAUUCAUGGUGUUGCUUAUAUUAAACAGAAUAUUACUAGAAAUUCGUGUAAUCAAGAAAACUUAGAGUUACAAAUUAAAGCAACUCAAGAGGAAAUAAAUCGAAUAGAUACAUUAUUAAAUGAAUUUUUGUGUACUUACUCAUAUCAACACAAGGAUCGCAACACAAAUAAUCGUAUUGAACCAUUAUGGAAAUUAGUGCAUGAUUUAUUAGAAGCAUUCGAAAUGGAUAAUCCUAUUAAUUAUGAUUUUUUCAAGAAAAACUCUCCACCCCAAUUGAAUCAAGAAGGAUUAAUAAAAAUAAACCAAGUAUAUAUGGAUGGAUUAAAGAGAAUCAAAGAAAUUUUUUGGUAAGAAGUAAUAAAAACUGAGGCAAUUAAUACUAAAA